This is a messenger RNA of Microplitis demolitor, 473 nucleotides long. It is a transcript of the gene Dpm3, whose product is annotated as Dolichol-phosphate mannosyltransferase subunit 3 (DPM3) domain-containing protein. NCBI's taxonomy places the organism in Eukaryota, Metazoa, Arthropoda, Insecta, Hymenoptera, Braconidae. Gene Ontology annotation, cellular component: dolichol-phosphate-mannose synthase complex; endoplasmic reticulum membrane. The coding region runs from base 110 to 415 and encodes 101 amino acids. The transcript is spliced from 3 exons. The record is from RefSeq and is a predicted model, not a curated record. Gene Ontology annotation, biological process: GPI anchor biosynthetic process.
AAUGUCGUAUAAUUCAUACAUGACAAGUAAGUUAUAGGUUAAUGUGUUGUCAUAACAUUGAAUAAUAAGGAGACUAUUAUAUUAUUGAUAAAAAAUAUAUAUUCAUAUAAUGACCAAAUUAAUGGAAUGGGUGUUUUGUCUGGGACUAUUUUUAGGUCCAUGGACAGCUGCAAUAACCGGCACAAUAAAAUCACCAUGGGUUAAUGAACACCGGCAAUUAUUAUUAAUAUUACCGAUUAUUUUAGUUAUUAUUUUUGGUAUAUAUGCUGUUACUGUGGUACUAUACCGUACAUUUACUUUUAACAAUUGCGAGGAAGCCGCCAAACAACUUCAGCAACAAAUCGCACAAGCGCAGGCUGAAUUGAGAAUAAAAGGGAUUUUACCACGUGAUCCAAAAGGUUCUGAAUUAAUGUAAAUAAUUUUAUAAAUAAAAAAUUUUUAUUAAUUACAUAAUUUAUAAAUUAUAAAAUUAA